Thalassophryne amazonica is the source of this 14463-nucleotide messenger RNA. Its product is annotated as E3 ubiquitin-protein ligase HERC2-like. Gene Ontology annotation, molecular function: zinc ion binding; ubiquitin protein ligase activity. The record is from RefSeq and is a predicted model, not a curated record. Gene Ontology annotation, cellular component: cytoplasm; membrane. Gene Ontology annotation, biological process: protein ubiquitination. The coding region runs from base 158 to 14053 and encodes 4631 amino acids. Lineage: Eukaryota; Metazoa; Chordata; Actinopteri; Batrachoidiformes; Batrachoididae. The transcript is spliced from 87 exons.
GUAAUAUGUUUCCAUGCCCUCUACUUCACUCCACGGCCUGUCAAUCAUUUCCAUUAUGAAUGUCUCGUUAAUGCAGAAAAGCAGCUGAGAGGACGAGAAUAGUUUAAGCAGCGACCGCAGUUUGGCUGCGUUUGCAGCCAAGAGAGGACGGGGGAAGAUGCCCUCUCCAUCUUUUACCCUCAAUGCUCAGCUGAGAUUUCAUGACAAGUGGCUGAAGAUAGACUUGCAGCGGGCAUUUUCUCCUGAGGGUCUGAAUGAGAUGUGGAAUGAAAUGGUGAAAGAUGAGGAGAUCACAUUCAAUGGAGAAGAAUCUGCCCACCCAGAAGACUGCCCCAAUUGCUUUGGAGCUCAGAAGAAGGAAGAGUCCAAUGACAAAGAAAAGAAAGAGGAGGAGGAUACAGCCUCAUCAGUGCAUCACUCCAUCAUUGAUACAUGGGACUGGGGACAGCAGCCAGAUGAAAUUGAGUUGAAGGACUGUCUGAUGGUCCUGGUUGACGACCAGCAAAAGCUCUCUCUUCAGAUGGCCAAGAGCACCCUCUCUGCCCAACGCCUGCGCCAGCGUCUUGUUAUCCUGGAACGCUACCUCAUGUCACUGAGCCACAGCAUGAUCGAGGAAAAGUACAAGAACCGUUGGAAGAUGCCCCCUAGCCCACCAUUACCUGCUUCUGAUAACAAGAGCUCCCGUCCAGUCAGUAAAAGUGUUGAAGGUUUGGCCAGAGUCGGCUCCAGAGCAGCUCUCUCAUUUGCCUUUGCCUUCCUGCGUCGGGCCUGGAGGUCAGGAGAUGAUGCAGAUCUUUGCAGUGAGCUUCUCCAGGAGUCUCUGGAUGCACUGCGUACCCUACCAGAGGCCACGCUGUUUGAUGAGGGAACAGUAUCUUCUGUGUGGCUGGAGGUUGUUGAGAGGGCCACUAAGUUCCUCAGUGAUGUCCAUGGCAGUGCAAGCACCAAAGGCAAUAUUCCACUGCAGGACCAGCACCUAGCCUUGGCUAUUCUUCUUGAGUUGGCAGUCCAGAGGGGCACACUCAGUCAGUUGCUGUCUGCUGUUCUGUUGCUGUUGCGCCUUUGGGAAAUUGGCACUAGAGAGAUGGACAAUGAGCGCUCCACCCAGGGGACAUGUGCUCCUUUACUACCCCUCCUGCAGCGCUUCCAGAAUAUACAGAGUAGCAAGGAGGAGCCCAUUUUUGAAGAAGCUGAGAUUCUGACAGCUCCUCUAAGUCCCAAUGAGAGUUUCCUGCGAUACUUGACCUUGCCACAGGAUAAUGAUCUGGCCAUUGACCUGAGGCAAACAGCUGUAGUGAUCAUGGCUCACCUGGACCGCUUGGCUUCUCCUUACAGCCCUCCACACUGUAACUCCCCCACAUCGCACAAGGGAACCAUGCAGGAGGUGAUUGCUUGGGGCUUACUGGGCUGGAAAAGUUACGCCAAUGUCAAUGCACCCAUUCAGUGUAAAGCUAUGUCCAGCCUCGGAGUCACACAAAUUGCUUGUUCAGAAAAGGGUUUCCUCAUCCUGUCGAGCAGUGGUGCUGUCUACACUCAGAACUACAAGAGCACAACUCUGGCUCCGACCUUAGUCUAUGGCCUGAGCUCCAGAAAGAUUGUAAAGCUAGCAGCUCAUCCUGAUGGGCAGCAUUACUUGGCCCUGUCAUCCAAUGGUGAGGUGUUCUCCUGGGGCUGCGGCGAUGGUGGCCGGCUUGGACAUGGAGACACCACAUACAUAGAAGAGCCAACUAUGAUUGCAGCCUUCAAUGGUAAGCAGACAGGAAGACACGUGGUCCACAUUGCUUGCGGGAGCACAUACAGUGCUGCUAUUACUGCUGAUGGUGAGCUCUAUACUUGGGGCAGAGGGAACUAUGGACGCCUGGGUCACGGCUCAAGUGAGGACCAAACUACACCCAUGCUGGUGACAGCACUGAAAGGUCUAAAGGUGGUGGAUGUUGCAUGUGGAAGCGGUGACGCUCAGACACUUGCUGUGACUGAAAAUGGUCAGGUGUGGUCCUGGGGUGAUGGAGACUAUGGAAAACUGGGCAGAGGAGGAAGUGAUGGCUGCAAGACGCCAAAACUGGUGGAGAAACUGCAGGACCUGGACAUAGUUAAAGUUUGCUGCGGCAGUCAGUUUUCAGUGGCCCUCACCAAAGAUGGCCAAGUGUACACAUGGGGAAAGGGAGACAACCAACGGCUCGGUCAUGGCACUGAUGAGCAUGUGCGCUACCCCAAAUUACUCGACAGUCUACAGGGAAAAAAAGUUGUGAAUGUUGCCGUGGGCUCUACACAUUGCCAGGCUCUGACUGAGGAUGGAGAGGUUCACAGUUGGGGUAGUAAUGAUAAGCUGCAGCACUUUGAUACAUUAUUUUCCAUUAAGAAUCAACCUAAAGCCCUCCCAGGGCUGAAUUCCAAACACAUAGUGGGGAUCUCCUGUGGCCCAGGACAGAGCUUUGCGUGGUCCUCAUGCUCAGAGUGGUCUGUUGGGCUGCGUUUGCCCUUUGUGGUGGAUGUGUGCCCAAUGACCUUUGAGCAGUUGGACCUGCUGCUGCGACAGGUGAGCGAGGGCAUGGAUGGCAGCUCUGACUGGCCUCCCUCACAGGAGAAGGAGUGCAUGGUGGUUGCCACACUCAACCUACUCAGGCUGCAGCUCCAUGCAGCCAUCAGUAACCAAGUGGAUCCAGAGGAUCUGGGCUUGGGUCUUGGUAGUGCACUGCUUAACAACCUAAAACAAGCAGUGGUUCUGCUAGCUAGCAAUGCCGGGGUGCUCAAUACUGUGCAGGCAGCAGCCCAAGCUGUUCUGCAAAGUGGCUGGUCAGUGCUGUUGCCCACAGCUGAGGAAAGGGCAAGAGCAUUAUCAUCACUGCUGCCUAAUGCCGCAUCUGGAAAUGAGAUGAGUGUGAGUCCUGGACGUCGGUUCAUGAUAGACUUGUUGGUGAGCAGCCUGAUGGCUGAUGGGGGGUUGGAGUCUGCCUUGAAAGCAGCCAUCACUGCUGAGAUACAGGACAUUGAGGCCAAGAAGGAGGCGCAGAAAGAGAAGGAGAUAGAUGAGCAGGAGGCAAAUGCCUCUUCCAUGCACCGUUGUCGUGCCAUGCUGGACAAAGAUCUCAUCAAUACAGGAAUCUAUGAGUCAGCAGGAAAACAAAGCUUGCCUCUGGUGCAGCUUGUACAGCAGCUGUUAAGGAAUAUUGCAUCCCAGACCAUUGCCAGGUUGAAGGAUGUUGCUCGACGUAUCUCCAGUUAUCUCGAGGCAGAACAUGUCAGCAAAGAACGCUCUGCAUCGCUGGACCUACUGCUACGCUUCCAGAGGCUGUUGGUUAGCAAGCUGUACCUGGGUGUGAAUGGCAUAGAAAAUGCCAGUGGAUACAACCCUGAACUCCUGGGUGUUGGCUCCCUGUUAAAAAAGUACAUUGCCCUACUCUGCACUCACAUUGGAGACAUUCUCCCAGUUGCAACAAGUAUUGCAUGUACUGGCUGCCGUCACUUUGCUGAAGUCUCCCGUGUUAUUGAAGGAGACCUAACUGGUGUGCUCCUCCCUGAGCUGGUGUUGUCCAUUGUCCUCCUCAUCACCAUUGAUGCAGGUUUGAUGCAGGAGACUGGUUCUAUUCCCCUCCUGGCUGGACUCCUGGAGCACCUGGACCGAUUCAACCACCUGGCCCCUGGACAUGAGAGAGAUGAUAACGAAGACCUGGCAUGGCCAGGAAUUAUGGGGUCCUUCUUCACAGGCCAAAAUUCUAAGAACAAUGAAGAGGUGUCCCUCAUCCGCAAGGCAGACCUAGAGAAUCACAACAAAGAUGGUGGAUUCUGGACAGUCAUUGAUGGAAGGGUGUAUGACAUCAAAGACUUCCAGGCGCAGUCACAGUCUCUAAGUGGCAACAGUGUUCUAGCCCAGUUUGCUGGAGAGGAUCCUGUGGUUGCUUUGGAAGCUGCACUGCAGUUUGAGGACACCAGGGAGUCCAUGCAGGCCUUCUGUGUCGGCCAGUAUAUGGAGCCUAAUCAGGAGACGGUCACCACUCCGGACCUCAGCAGUCUGUCCUCCCCUCUUAUUGAUACAGAAAGGAACCUGGGGCUUCUGCUCGGACUCCAUGCCUCCUACUUAGGCAAAAGCACCCCCUUGUGCCCUAUGGAGAUUGAAUGUGCCAAAUGGCUCCAGUCCUCCAUAUUUUCUGGUGGCCUUCAGACCAGUCAGAUUCAUUAUAACUACAAUGAAGAGAAGGAUGAAGACCACUGCAGCUCUUUGGGUACAACCACUCCAGAUAAGGUCAAACUCUACUCCCGUAGGAUAACUCUCAGUGACCAUGCACAGCCAUUCCUGCAGGCCAUUGCUGACAACAACACUCAGGACCACACUGUGAAGUCGGAUAAGUGGCAACCACUUCUAAACAAUGUGGCCAAUGUCCAAAAAUACCGCUGGUUGAAGCAAAGUGUUCAAGGUGCUUUUUCCCAGUCCAGCCUCAUGGCCACUAUAGUGGAGUUUGCACUGAAAGAAGAACCACUAGAUGUUGAGAAGAUGAGGAAAUGCCUUUUAAAACAGUUGGAGAGGGCUGAAGUGAGAUUGGAAGGCAUUGACACCAUGUUGAAGUUGGCCUCCAAAAGCUUCCUACUGCCCUCGGUGCAGUAUGCAAUGCUCUGUGGCUGGCAAAGGGUCAUACCAGAAGGGACCAAUAUUGGAGAGCCACUGUCUGACUGCCUGAAGGAUGUGGAUUUGAUCCCUCCAUUCAACCGCAUGCUGCUGGAGGUGACCUUCGGCAAGUUAUAUUCCUGGGCCAUUCAGAACGUACGCAACAUCUUGCUGGAGGCCAGUGCCCGAUUCAAAGAGCUUGGUGUACAGCCUGUCCCCUUGCAGACCAUCACAAAUGAGAACCCAGCAGGACCAAGCCUUGGCACCAUUCCACAAGCCCGCUUCCUCCUGGCCAUGAUACAUAUGCUGUCCCUGAAACAUGGAGCCAAUAGCCUUAGUCUGUUGUUAAAUUCUGGCAUAUUAGCUCUCACUCAGAGUAUCCUCAGACUUGUAGGUCCAAGUACAGACAGCAGUGAGGAUGAUCUGAGUCCAUAUGCACAAGGAGGCUCGGCCACAGUACUGGAGGAGUCGAGGAAGGAGGCUGCACCUGCCCCUGUACCUGCAUCUGGACCAGAACUGGCUGCUGUGAUGAAGAUAGGCACGAGGGUCAUGAGGGGAGUCGAUUGGAAAUGGGGUGAUCAGGAUGGUCCAUCACCUGGCCUUGGCCGUGUCAUUGGGGAGCUUGGCGAGGAUGGUUGGAUCAGAGUCCAGUGGGAUACAAGCAGCACCAACUCCUACAGGAUGGGUAAAGAGGGAAAGUAUGACCUCAAACUUGCAGAGCCCCUACCUACUGCUCAGCCGCUGGCCGAAGACUCAGACACAGAAGAUGACACAGAAGGUGAGCUGAUGGAGAAGAGUGGCCACCCUACAGCUAUGAUGCUAACCAGCACAGUCAACCUUUUGAAGACACUCUCUCUAUCAGCUGGAAUAUAUGCAGAGGUUUUACAAACGGAUGCAACACGGACUCUUUGUGGACUGUUGAGGAUGCUUGUGGAAAGUGGAGCAAAUGAUAAGUCAGGUGGUCAUUCCCACAGGUUGGUGUCUCGGGAGCAGCACAGGAGCUGGUGCACACUGGGUUUCAUACGCAGCAUUGCUCUUAUGCCCCAAAUGUGCAGCACGCUCAGCACCUCUGCUUGGAUUAACCUCCUCAUUCGAAUUGUUGAGGGACACCACUCCUUCAAUGCCAUUACUCUACAGAGGCAGAUCCUCGCACUACGCCUCUUGCAAGCAGUUCUGCCAUCAUGGGACAAAACUGAACGCUGUCAGGACAUGAAGUUCUUGGUGCAGAAGUUGUUUGCCUUCUUGGGAAGCCUACUGAGCACCUGUUCCUCAGACCUGCCACUUCUCAGAGAGGGUUCCCUACGACGGAGGAAGUCCCGCCCUCAGGCAUCUCUUACAGCUACUCACAGUAGCACAUUAGCUGAAGAGAUUGUUGCUGUCCUGCGCACUCUGCACUCUCUUGGCCAGUGGAACAGCCUCAUAAAUGACUAUAUCAACACUCAGUUGAGUUCCAUUGGUGAUGUUAUGGCAGGCUGUCAGUCUGAAGCAGCUUUCCUAGAAGAGUAUUUCCCUGAUGCUGAUGGUUGUAGAGUAGGCAGUCUGAUGGCAGUGUUAGCAGUGAUUGGAGGGAUUGAUGGGCGUCUCAGGCUCGGAGGACAGGUCAUUCAUGAGGAGUAUGGGGAAGGAACAGUUACUCGCAUUACCCCAAAAGGACGCAUCACUGUCCAGUUUCAUGAGAUGAGGACCUGCAGGGUUUGCUUGCUUAGUCAUCUCAAAUCGCUGCCAGGGGUGUCCUUCAGUGUGCAGAACCUGCCCUUCAUUGAACCGAUGCUGACCGUAUGGGCACAGCUGGUCAGCUUAGCAGGAAGUAAACUGGAGAAACAGCGGUUAAAAAAGUCACUUAGUCGAGGGCUUACAGCUGACCAGGUUGACAUACAUUUGCUGCGGUGCCAACAGCUGAGGCUGUAUAUUUUAAAAGCAGCGCGGGCGCUGCUCUCUCACCAGGACAAACUCAGGCAGAUUCUCUCCCAGCCAGCAGUUGUGGAUAUGGGACCUAAUGCCAUUGAGGACCCAGUAGUGUCACCUCCUGAUGUGGGAGACUUGUCCCCUGAGGGUCCCCUGCCUCCAUUAAUCCUCCUGCAGCAGCUGCUGUCUGCUGCGACUCAGCCCUCUCCCGUCAAAGCCAUUUUUGACAGACAAGAGAUGGAGGCAGCAGCUCUGGCUGUUUGUCAGUACCUUGCUGUGGAAUCCACACAUCCUUCUUCUCCGCUGUUUGAGGAGAGCAGUUCCAGUGAGGCCACCACACCUGUUACCAUACAACAUAUCCGCCCUCCCAAGCAGAAGAAACAGAAGUCCUCUCCUGUUCCUCCAUUACCCAUAGUCCUUCAGCUGAUGGAGAUGGGUUUCCCACGGAAAAACAUUGAAUUUGCCCUGAAGUCACUGUCUGGAACUACAGGCAGUGGCUCUGUUAGCCCAGGUGUUGAGUCUUUGGUGAGCUGGCUGCUGGACCAUCCUGACAUUCACAUCACUGAGGUGUCAGAUGCUGACACAGUGUCUGAUGAAUAUUCUGAUGAGGAAGUGCUGGAGGAGCUUGACGAAGCAGAACCUGCUUUUGCUGCGCCUCCUGGUGCAGUGGUGACUGAAAGCCAAACAUUUAAGAAGAGACCAGAUUUCCAAAGCAAUGAUGAUUACGCUGUAUAUGUGAGAGAGAAUAUUCAGGUGGGGAUGAUGGUAAAAUGCUGUAGGACGUAUGAAGAAGUGUACGAUGGCGAUGUUGGUAAAGUGAUUAAAUUGGACAGAGAUGGUCUUCAUGACUUAAAUGUGCAGUGUGACUGGCAGCAAAAAGGAGGGACAUAUUGGGUCCGCUACAUCCACAUCGAACUACUUGGAUUCCCACCACAAAGUUCUCCAUCCCAUAUAAAGAUUGGUGACAAAGUGAGAGUGAAACCCACAGUCACAACCCCAAAGUACAAAUGGGGCUCUGUCACUCACAGGAGUGUUGGAGUUGUUAAAGCUUUUAGUGCCAAUGGAAAGGAUGUGAUUGUUGACUUCCCCCAGCAGUCCCACUGGACUGGUCUGCUGUCUGAGAUGGAACUGGUCCCUAGUGUUCACCCUGGAGUGAGGUGUGAUGGGUGUCAGAUGUUUCCUAUAAAUGGUCCCAGGUUCAAAUGUAGGAACUGUGAUGACUUUGACUUCUGUGAAAAUUGCUUCAAGACGCGAAAACACAACACUCGACAUUCCUUUGGCAGAAUCAAUGAACCUGGCCAGUCUCCAGCAUUUUGUGGCCGCUCAGGAAAACAGCUUAAAAAGCAUCACAGCAAUCAGCGGGGGAUGUUGAUCGACGAUUGGUCUCGUGCUGUGAAGAGCCUCACUGUGUCAUCGUCUGUUAACCAGGCCUCACGCCUCAUCGACUGCAGUGAUCAGUGCUGGCAGUCCUCCGGCUCGCAGGGAAAGCACUGGAUUCGUCUUGAGCUUUUCCCAGAUGUUCUUGUACACCGGCUGAAGAUGAUUGUCGAUCCUGCAGACAGCAGUUACAUGCCGUCGCUGGUGGUGGUGUCAGGAGGCAGCUCCUUGAACAACUUGAUUGAGCUAAAGGCAAUUAACAUAAAUCCCACAGACACCAAUGUGCUCCUACUUAGUGACUGUAUUGAGUAUCACAGAUAUAUUGAGAUUGCAAUCAAACAGUGCCGCAGCUCUGGUAUAGACUGCAAGAUUCAUGGUCUUGGUAUUGUGGGACGUAUAAGAGCAGAGGAUGAAGACCUGGCUACAGUUCCUUUUUUGGCGUCUGACAAUGAAGAAGAGGAUGAUGACAAAGCUGCCAGUGGGAGUCUUGCUAGAAAGAAGUCAUCAGGAUUGGAGUCAGCAGCCACCAUUACAACCAAAGUGUUUGUGUGGGGACUGAAUGACAAGGACCAGCUUGGAGGACUCAAAGGGUCUAAGAUCAAAGUGCCUUCAUUCUCUGAAACUCUGUCUGCACUCAAUGUGGUACAAGUGGCUGGUGGUUCCAAAAGCCUCUUUGCAGUUACGGUUGAGGGAAAGAUUUUUGCUUGUGGAGAGGCCACUAAUGGCAGGUUAGGCCUUGGUUUGUCCAGUGGCACCAUUUCCAUCCCUCGACAGAUUACUGCCCUCAGUAACUAUGUGGUGAAGAAGGUUGCUGUGCAUUCUGGAGGCCGUCACGCCAUGGCACUAACUGUGGAUGGGAAGGUGUUCUCUUGGGGCGAGGGAGACGACGGCAAACUGGGACACUUUAGCAGAAUGAACUGUGACAAGCCUCGGUUGAUUGAGGCACUGAAGACCAAGCGUAUUCGUGACAUUGCCUGUGGCAGCUCCCACAGUGCAGCUAUCACCUCCAGUGGAGAACUGUACAGUUGGGGGUUGGGGGAAUAUGGUCGCCUUGGUCAUGGGGACAACACUACUCAACUGAGGCCUAAACUGGUGAAGGUACUUCUAGGGCACAGAGUUAUCCAGGUGGCGUGUGGGAGCAGGGACGCUCAAACUCUAGCGCUCACCGAUGAAGGAUUAGUGUUCUCCUGGGGCGAUGGGGAUUUUGGCAAACUAGGUCGUGGUGGCAGUGAGGGCUGCAACAUUCCCCAGAAUAUUGAAAGACUCAACGGGCAGGGUGUUUGCCAAAUUGAAUGUGGAGCACAGUUCUCCUUGGCUCUCACCAAAUCUGGAGUUGUGUGGACCUGGGGCAAAGGUGAUUAUUUCCGAUUGGGCCAUGGCACCGAUGUGCAUGUGCGUAAGCCCCAGAUGGUGGAGGGACUGAGGGGCAAGAAGAUUGUCCAUGUUGCUGUUGGAGCGCUACACUGUCUGGCUGUCACAGAUACUGGACAGGUCUUUGCAUGGGGGGACAAUGACCAUGGGCAGCAGGGGAAUGGCACCACCACAGUCAACAGGAAGCCCACUCUGGUUCAAGGUUUGGAGGGACAGAAGAUCACUCGAGUCGCUUGUGGUUCCUCCCAUAGUGUGGCAUGGACAACAGUGGAUGUGACUACACCCUCUGUUCAUGAGCCAGUCCUUUUCCAGACAGCCAGGGACUCCCUCGGGGCAUCCUAUUUAGGUGUCCAGUCAGACAGCGACUCUUCAUCAGUGAGCAGCAGGAUGAAUGGGCAGAACAGUGUCAAGCCGAAUCGACCUUCCCUGGCCAAGAUUCUCCUUAGUCUGGAUGGCAACCUCGCCAAACAGCAGGGUCUUUCUCAUGUUCUGUCAGCCCUCCAAAUAAUGUAUGCCAGGGAUGCAGUUGUUGGUGCUUUGAUGCCAGCCAGCAUGAUACUGCCAGCAGAGUGCCCUUCCAGCUCACCUGUUCCCCCAUCAGACUCAUCAUCUUCAGCCAGUCUGAGUGAUGAGGAAGGCCCUCCUGUCCCUCUUGAAGCAGAGGAACGGAUCAGUCCUAAUCCCUGGCAAGACAGGAAGGGAGAGGCUCCCUCUACAGAGGAUGCAGUUACACCAUCAUCAGCUGUGACUCCAUCUGCCUCUGGUGCAUCUUCUCGUCCUUUCAUUCCUGUCACUGAUGACCCCGGUGCAGCCAGCAUCAUAGCCGAGACCAUGACCAAGACAAAAGAGGACUCUGAGAACCAGAGCAAAGUUGUGGGUCCAGAGCCUCAGUACCUGGAUGAGUUCACAAGUCUGCUUGUUCCUGAUGAUACACGAGUAAUGGUGGACCUCCUCAAACUGGCAGUUUCAUGUCGCUCUGGAGAAAAGGGCAAAGAAGUGCUGUCGGCUGUGCUGUCUGGCAUGGGCACAGCUUAUCCACAGGUUGCAGAUAUGCUGCUUGAGUUGUGUGUCACUGAGUUGGAGGACGUUGCCACAGAUUCACAGAGCGGCCGUCUGUCAUCUCAACCAGUUGUUGUUGAGAGCAGCCACCCAUACACAGAUGACACUUCCACCAGUGGCACUGUUAAGAUCCCGGGUGCUGAAGGUCUGAGGAUAGAGUUUGAUCGGCAGUCUUCCACAGAGAGACGCCACGACCCACUGACAGUCAUGGAUGGGGCUAACAGGAUCGUAUCUGUUAGAUCAGGUCGGGAGUGGUCAGAUUGGUCCAGUGAAUUGAGGAUCCCAGGAGAUGAGCUCAAAUGGAAAUUCACUAGUGAUGGCUCAGUCAACGGCUGGGGCUGGCGCUUCACUGUGUACCCCAUUAUGCCUGCUGCUGGUCCCAAAGACUUGUUGUCUGAUCGUUGUAUCUUGUCCUGCCCCUCAAUGGACUUGGUCACCUGUUUGCUGGACUUUAGGCUCAAUUUUGCCUCCAACAGGAGCAUCGUCCCUCGUCUAGCAGCUUCCCUUGCUGCUUGUGCUCAGCUUAGUGCACUUGCUGCUGGACACAGAAUGUGGGCUUUGCAGAGAUUACGAAAGCUUCUGACUACAGAAUAUGGCCAGUCCAUUAACAUAAACAGGCUGCUGGGGGACAGUGAAGGCGAAGCUCGCUCUAUGAGUUUCACUGGUAGUGCUCUGGCUGCGCUGGUGAAAGGGUUGCCAGAGGCUCUGCAGAGGCAGUAUGAGUAUGAGGAUCCUGUGGUCAGGGGAGGGAAGCAACUCCUUCAUAGUCCAUUUUUCAAGGUUUUGGUUGCUCUCGCCUGUGAUCUUGAACUUGACACCUUACCGUGCUGUGCUGAGACCCAUAAAUGGGCGUGGUUCCGCCGAUACUGCAUGGCCUCCAGAGUGGCUGUCGCUCUAGACAAGAGAACAGCUCUACCCAGAACUUUCCUGGAUGAGGUCUCAAAGAAAAUUCGUGAACUCAUGGCUGAUCAUGAGAGCAUGAGCAGCCUGCAUGAGAGUCAUGACUUAUUCAAGCGUGAACACGAUGAGCAGCUUGUACAGUGGAUGAACCGGCGACCAGAUGACUGGACCCUCUCAGCUGGGGGCAGUGGGACAAUCUAUGGGUGGGGCCACAACCACAGAGGUCAGCUAGGAGGCAUUGAGGGGGCAAAGGUCAAAGUGCCCACCCCCACUGAAGCCCUGGCUACACUGCGUCCUGUCCAGCUUAUUGGAGGGGAGCAGACUCUGUUUGCUGUCACUGCUGAUGGAAAGCUGUAUGCUACAGGAUAUGGUGCUGGCGGCAGAUUGGGCAUUGGCGGCACAGAAUCUGUGUCCACACCCACUCUGUUGGAGUCCAUCCAGCAUGUGUUUAUCAGGAAGGUGGCUGUGAAUUCUGGAGGAAAGCACUGCCUGGCACUCUCCUCUGAAGGAGAAGUUUAUUCAUGGGGAGAGGCUGAGGAUGGAAAACUUGGCCACGGGAACAGAAGCCCCUGUGACCGUCCUCGUGUAAUUGAGUCCCUGAGGGGAGUGGAAGUGGUGGACAUAGCUGCUGGAGGGGCACACAGUGCCUGCAUCACAGCUAGUGGCGAGCUCUUCACCUGGGGCAAAGGUCGCUAUGGCAGACUGGGGCACGGAGACAGUGAAGAUCAGCUCAAACCCAAGCUGGUGGAUGCACUACAAGGUCACAGGGUCAUCGACGUAGCCUGCGGCAGUGGAGAUGCCCAAACUCUGUGUCUCACAGAUGAUGACAUGGUUUGGUCGUGGGGAGAUGGGGACUACGGUAAAUUGGGUAGAGGAGGCAGUGAUGGCUGUAAAGUACCCAUGAAGAUUGACUCGCUCACAGGCCUGGGUGUGGUCAAAGUGGAGUGUGGCUCGCAGUUUUCUGUGGCUCUUACCAAGUCCGGAGCAGUCUACACGUGGGGGAAGGGUGACUAUCAUCGACUGGGCCAUGGCUCUGAUGAUCAUGUUCGACGACCAAGACAGGUUCAGGGGCUACAAGGCAAGAAGGUCAUUGCCAUCGCCACGGGGUCACUGCACUGUGUGUGCUGCACAGAAGAUGGAGAGGUGUACACGUGGGGGGACAAUGAUGAAGGCCAACUCGGAGAUGGUACCACUAAUGCCAUACAAAGGCCACGAUUGGUGGCUGCACUGCAGGGCAAGAAAAUCAAUAGGGUCGCCUGUGGUUCUGCUCACACCCUUGCAUGGUCCACUAGUAAACCCACCAAUGCUGGAAAACUCCCUGUACAGGUGCCGAUGGAGUACAACCACCUGCAGGAGAUCCCCAUCAUGACCUUAAGGAAUAGGCUGCUGCUUCUGCAUCACAUCUCAGAGCUCUUCUGUCCCUGCAUACCCAUGUUUGACCUGGAAGGUCGGCUGGGACAGACAGGCCACGGGCCAUCAGUGGGCUUUGACACACUCAGGGGCAUCCUCAUUUCCCAGGGCAAGGAAGCAGCCUUCAGGAAGGUUGUUCAAGCCACAAUGGUGAGGGACAGACAGCAUGGACCUGUGGUGGAACUCAAUAGGAUACAGGUAAAGCGUUCCCGCAGCAAAGGGGGCCUGGCAGGUCCUGAUGGAACCAAGUCUGUGUUUGGUCAGAUGUGUGCCAAAAUGAGUUCCUUCAGUCCUGACAGCCUGCUGCUCCCUCAUCGUGUCUGGAAGGUGAAAUUUGUAGGGGAGUCUGUGGAUGACUGUGGCGGUGGCUACAGCGAGUCCAUCGCUGAAAUGUGUGAGGAGCUGCAGAACGCUCUGACGCCGCUGCUCAUUGUCACCCCGAAUGGCAGAGACGAGUCCGGCGCAAACAGAGACUGUUUCCUGCUCAACCCUGCAGCCAAGUCCCCUCUUCACAUGAGCAUGUUCCGUUUCUUAGGAGUCCUUCUGGGCAUCGCCAUCCGCACUGGAAGCCCUCUUAGUCUGAACCUGGCAGAGCCAGUGUGGAAGCAGCUGGCAGGCAUGAACCUCACCAUCGCUGACCUCAGUGAGGUUGAUAAGGAUUUUAUUCCUGGCCUGAUGUACAUCCGGGACAAUGAGGCCACAGCUGAGGAGUUUGAGGCCAUGACAUUGCCAUUCACAGUGCCGAACGCCAGCGGUCAGGACAUCCAGCUCAGCUCCAAGUACUGCCACAUUACUCUGGAGAACCGCACAGAAUAUGUUCGCCUAGCAAUAAAUUACAGGCUCCAUGAGUUUGACGAGCAGGUGUCUGCAGUGAGGGAGGGAAUGGCUCGAGUGGUUCCUGUUCCCUUGCUGUCACUUUUCACUGGUUAUGAACUAGAAACAAUGGUGUGUGGGAGUCCGGACAUUCCUCUCCACCUCUUGAAGUCAGUGGCUACCUACAAAGGAGUGGAGCCAACAGCUCCACUCAUCCAGUGGUUCUGGGAGGUGAUGGAGUCCUUCUCCAAUACAGAGAGGUCCCUCUUCCUUCGGUUCGUCUGGGGGCGCACGCGUCUGCCCCGCACCAUUGCUGAUUUCCGUGGGCGGGAUUUUGUUGUGCAGGUGCUAGAUAAGUACAACCCCCCUGACCACUUCCUCCCGGAGUCCUACACAUGUUUCUUCCUGCUGAAGCUGCCAAGGUACUCCUGUAAGCAGGUGCUGGAGGAGAAACUCAAGUACGCCAUUCACUUCUGCAAGUCUAUUGACACUGAUGACUACGCCCGCAUCGCUCUGUCCGGGGAGCCCGCCGCUGAUGACAGCAGCGAAGACUCUGACAAUGAGGACGCUGACUCCUUCGCUUCAGACUCCACCCAGGACUACCUGACAGGACACUGAAGUCUGUCUGACCUUUGCAGAAGCACUGAUCCCCGAAGAGUUGAGGUGAUGCAGCCACCACAGGAAGUUGAUAUGCACAUUCAUACAGACGUUCUAUGAAGACACAAACAUCUAUGGGGGGAAAAUGUGCAAUGAGCUUUUAAAAGCAUUAUAAGCUACAGAGAGGAACAAAGGUUCGCUCUUACUUAGUUUCUUCAAAAGGUGAUUGUGAUUCUUGUAUAUCAUGGGGAAAAAUGUAUAGUACAUUACAGAAAGAAAGGCUCCAGCCAAACACUGUGGUAGAUUUCCCCCGCCCGGUUUGUGUAGAUUUCCUGUUCCUAGUUUGUACAUACAAACCGACGUGUGACAAAACAGUAGUAUUAGUUACGUUUCUUGGUAAACACAUUUCUUUACAUAAAAUUUUUUAACUU